Molecule: messenger RNA, 3090 nt
Organism: Mytilus trossulus (common blue mussel)
Lineage: Eukaryota; Metazoa; Mollusca; Bivalvia; Mytilida; Mytilidae
Product: CUB and sushi domain-containing protein 3-like
Exons: 18
Coding region: 135-2981 (948 amino acids)
Source: RefSeq, a predicted model, not a curated record
UAUAAUGAUAAACACGAUAUGUACAACAAGAUGUUUAUUUCUGUCAACCUACGUGAAAUUCAACAUUAAAGCGAGUGUAUCAUCUGGUAUAAAAUAUUUCUGGUUAAAAUAAUAAGUCAGAAGGUUUACAACGGAUGGAUUUGAGAAUGGAUUUUAAGAUUCUUUUUGUUAAUCCGAUGACAGUAGUCAUUAAUCUGUUACUGCUUUCACCAAUCACAGAUGCAAUUUGUAUACUGCCUCCAGAACUCAGGAAUACGGCAUGGAUUUAUAACUAUACCAAACCAGAUGAUAACCAACCGGUAACAACAACACUUACAAUUCGGACUACAGUUUUAGCAGAUUCAUCAAUAAAUUUAGAUGCACGUGGAACGACAAUUGACGAUUGGACUUGCAUAUCUAGCUUAACAUUGUCAGAUACAGAAUCUGUUGCUGUUUUUAAGAGCGAUACCACCUAUUCUGAAGGGCCAUUUACAGGUAGUAGACGGUUAUAUCUUUGUAUGAAAUUCACAAAGGUCACUGACAACUUGUUUUACUUCUACUUAUUAUCAGAUGUGGAUAAUACUCUUACGCCAAAUGAAAGGGCAUUUAAUCCACCAGCAAACAGUCAACCAAGUGAUUCUGACCCACUGUGUAGUACGUUUUGUCAAUAUACAUCUGAACCAAAAAUACGCACGCUGCAAAGGACAGGUACUACCGAUGUUGUGCCAGGUGACGCAGCUUUGUGUACGCCUUGUGAAAGUCCAUGUGAAGAACGAGUAGUAGCUUGUCCAGACCUUAGGCUUACUUCAGUAAAUUUCACUACUAUAACAAACAAUAGUGGUAUAAACUACCAAGACAAUAUAACUUAUGCUUGUAUCACCGGCUAUGAAUUGAAGUCUGGUAACCUAACUCGUGAAUGUUUGGCUAAUGAAAGCUGGAGUGGCAGUCCUCCAGUCUGCGAGAUAGUAUCUUGUCCAGACCUUGCUCUAGUAAACUUCGCUACUAUAACUGCUGAGACUGGUAAAAACUACCAAGACAAUAUAACUUACGCUUGUAACAAAGGUUAUGAAUUGAAGUCUGGUGACCUGACUCGUCAAUGUCAGGAUGAUAAAGCCUGGAGCGGAAGUCCUCCAGUCUGCGAGAUAGUAUCUUGUCCAGACCUUGCUCCAGUAAACUUCGCCACUAUAACUGCUGAGACUGGUAAAAACUACCAAGACACAAUAACUUACGCUUGUAACAGAGGCUAUGAAUUGAAGUCUGGUGACCUUACUCGUCAAUGUCAGGAUGAUAAAGCCUGGAGUGGAAAUCCUCCAGUCUGCGAGGUAGUAUCUUGUCCAGAUCUUGCUCCAGUAAACUUCGCCACUAUAACUGCUGAGACUGGUAAAAACUACCAAGACCAUAUAACUUACGCUUGUAACAAAGGUUAUGAAUUGAAGUCUGGUGACCUGACUCGUCAAUGUCAGGAUGAUAAAGCCUGGAGUGGAAGUCCUCCAUUCUGCGAGAUAGUAUCUUGUCCAGACCUUGCUCUAGUAAACUUCGCCACUAUAACUGCUGAGACGGGUAAAAACUACCAAGGCACCAUAACUUACGCUUGUAACAGAGGCUAUGAAUUGAAGUCUGGCAACCUGAUUCGUCAAUGUCAGGAUGAUAAAGCCUGGAGCGGAAGUCCUCCAGUCUGCGAGGUAGUAUCUUGUCCAGACCUUGCUCUAGUAAACUUCGCCACUAUAACUGCUGAGACGGGUAAAAACUACCAAGGCACAAUAACUUACGCUUGUAACAGAGGCUAUGAAUUGAAGUCUGGUGACCUUACUCGUCAAUGUCAGGAUGAUAAAGCCUGGAGUGGAAAUCCUCCAGUCUGCGAGGCAGUAGUUUGUCCAGACCUUAGGAUUGAGCCAAUAAAUUUCGCUACUAUAACUGCUACGACUGGUACAAGCUACCAAGACAAAGUAACUUAUGCUUGUAUCACUAACUAUGUAUUGAAGUCUGGUGACCUGACACGUCAAUGUUUUGCCGAUAAAACCUGGAGUGGAAGUCCUCCAGUCUGCGAGGUAGUAUCUUGUCCAGACCUUGCUCCAGUAAACUCCGCCACUAUAACUGCUGAGACUGGUAAAAACUACCAAGACAAUAUAACUUACGCUUGUAACAAAGGUUAUGAAUUGAAGUCUGGUGACCUGACUCGUCAAUGUCAGGAUGAUAAAGCCUGGAGUGGAAGUCCUCCAGUCUGCGAGAUAGUAUCGUGUCCAGACCUUGCUCCAGUAAACUUCGCCACUAUAACUGCUGAGACUGGUAAAAACUACCAAGGCACAAUAACUUAUGCUUGUAACAAAGGCUAUGAAUUGAAGUCUGGCAACUUGAUUCGUCAAUGUCAGGAUGAUAAAGCCUGGAGCGGAAGUCCUCCAGUCUGCGAGGUUGUAUCUUGUCCAGACCUUGCUCUAGUAAACUUCGCCACUAUAACUGCUGAGACUGGUAAAAACUACCAAAGCACAAUAACUUACGCUUGUAACAGAGGCUAUGAAUUGAAGUCUGGCAACCUGAUUCGUCAAUGUCAGGAUGAUAAAGCCUGGAGUGGACGUCCUCCAGUCUGCGAGGUAGUAUCUUGUCCAGACCUUGCUCUAGUAAACUUCGCUACUAUAACUGAUGAGACUGGUAAAAACUACCAAGAUACAAUAACUUACGAUUGUAACAGAGGCUAUGAAUUGAAGUCUGGUGACCUGACUCGUCAAUGUCAGGAUGAUAAAGCCUGGAGUGGACGUCCUCCAGUCUGCGAGAUAGUAUCUUGUCCAGACCUUGCUCUAGUAAACUUCGCCACUAUAACUGCUGAGACGGGUAAAAACUACCAAGGCAAAAUAACUUACGCUUGUAACAGAGGCUAUGAAUUGAAGUCUGGUGACCUGACUCGUCAAUGUCAGGAUGAUAAAGCCUGGAGUGGACGUCCUCCAGUCUGCGUCCGUAUCAUCAAACCUACUAGGUGUCAAGGGCACCGUAGAAGGAGGAGGAGAUGAGUACACUUGAAUACGAGAAGACUAUGAUGCAGUAUUCCUGUAUCUGUUGAAGAUGCAUUUUUUUAAAUGCUAUCAAAAUGAAACCACAAUAAAAUUGAUAUGAACAUUA